Messenger RNA from Neurospora tetraspora, 478 nucleotides. RefSeq lists its product as uncharacterized. The record is from RefSeq and is a predicted model, not a curated record. NCBI's taxonomy places the organism in Eukaryota, Fungi, Ascomycota, Sordariomycetes, Sordariales, Sordariaceae. The transcript has a single exon. Bases 93 to 368 code for a protein of 91 amino acids.
UCUAUCUCGGCGACGGUGAGAGAGAGUGGGCUGUGAGUACCCAGUUGUGAUUGAGUGUAGGAUAUCACGAUGUUGAGGGACGAAGUAAAACCAUGUUCUUGGCAUGCUCAAAUCUUACCUUUAUCACCCUUUCGACCAGACUGCUGUCAAAGCCACAGUGUCUGCCUGUUGAGCCAUGUCGGGGUCGUGACUGUGUUGCUGUUUCCCGCUUUCCUUCUUGGAUAAGAGUCAAACUUCAGAAGCAAGUAUAUGAAAUGCAUCAACAUGAAAAACAAAGACUUGUUCUUCGCUGGCAGCUGUCUUGCGACCCCUGGCUUCUUUGUGACUUUGGGCGGCUUGUCAACCCCUUACCGAUUGUUUGCUCUUAACAUAGCACAUGCGUACUUUGUAACGGUCUUCCAUUGUCUUGGAGUUUCUGCGUAUAGAGCCUGACAAGUUCUGCACUUUUCGCUGGACACUCAUCAACAGCAUUAAAACC